Messenger RNA from Cladophialophora carrionii CBS 160.54, 882 nucleotides. RefSeq lists its product as uncharacterized. The transcript has 3 exons. The coding region runs from base 1 to 882 and encodes 293 amino acids. Lineage: Eukaryota; Fungi; Ascomycota; Eurotiomycetes; Chaetothyriales; Herpotrichiellaceae. The record is from RefSeq and is a predicted model, not a curated record.
AUGGGAUCCGCAAUCCAGCAAGACUGCACCUCUAGCAAGUUCCGCCGCAUAGGUCAGGGUUUCUGUGGAACUGUAUGGGCGGCAGAAGGGGGUAAGUUGGCGAUGAAGAGAGAGGAUGGUGGUCCUGGGCGAUCUCUCCUCAAUGACUACAACAUGCACACGCUCGUGCUCGAGACAGCCUCGCAACAGAAGGUCAACGUGCGCGUCCCACGAUGGCCGGAGUUUUUCAAGAGCGAGGACGGCUGGUGGGGCAUGAGAUCCAACCGACUACACUCCCUGCAACGUGCUCUGCGCCGAACGCAACCCACCACUGCCGCAGGAGCGAUUGCGACUAUCAAGGCCAACGACGCCGACCGAGACUGCUUGGUUCGACCCUACCUGGGCCGACGCAAGAUCCAGAACGAGACACGACGAGGACGAAACUUCUUCUCCCUGCGCAACUAUCCCUUGCAUCUCAACCAGGCGGAGGACCUCGACCUUCCGAUUCUGGAGUAUUCACAUGGGAUGGCUGAGAUACUCGCCAUGAUGCACUGGACGGCGAAGAUUGACGCGAAUGAUAUCGAGUUUGUGCUGGGAGGUGUUCAACCGCAACCAGAAAUUGCCCGCAAAGAAUACACACACGACUUUCUGGGCACUCACUCUCUGUGGGUUCUGGACUUUGACUGCUGCAAGCCGCUGACCAUGGACGACGCCGGCAUCGACCAAGCCGCUCGUGCGUUCUUGAGGAACGACCCUACGCUGUGGAUAGAAUUCCGAACCCGAUAUCUCGAGUGCAGUCAGAAUUUCGUCACUGGUACUGGCGUAACGUGUCUGGGGCUGCCCGAGAAAUUCAUUGCGCGGGUCGCAGAAAUGCACCAAAAAGGCACCGAGCAAAGCCAUUAG